Molecule: messenger RNA, 2034 nt
Organism: Sipha flava (yellow sugarcane aphid)
Lineage: Eukaryota; Metazoa; Arthropoda; Insecta; Hemiptera; Aphididae
Product: UDP-glucuronosyltransferase 2B17-like
Exons: 4
Coding region: 454-2034 (526 amino acids)
Molecular function (GO): UDP-glycosyltransferase activity
Source: RefSeq, a predicted model, not a curated record
UCGUCCGAACACGCAUGUGACCGUCAUUUUAAAAAUUAAUCAUCGUGAUUUUUUUAUUUUUUCUCUGCGCCGCGCGCCUAUAAAACCCUCACGCGAGUACGUGCAUCACUCGCGCGCGCGCGCACACGCUUGUUACACUGUUUCAGCGGCGUUGUGAAAGGACGCACGACGGCCUAACGCAGCUCAACGCGAGCUUAUCGCGAGGCCUUAGUUCGGGUGUUGUGCCGCGAAACGCUGUUUACCAAACACGCCAAACCGUUUCCUCCGCACGGACAACGGCACUCGUCGUGUACGCGCGCGCCAGCCGGUACGAUUUCGACCAGCGUAACGCCUUCUGUUUUCACGGUUUCCGACCGAUUAUCGAGGUGCUACGGGUACGGGUCGUAACCCGUUUCCAAUACCACCGGUUAAGUAAUAUAUAGAUAAUAGAUAGUUACACGUAGUAUAGGUACCAUGGCUGCUGGUGCCGCUUCAGCGUUAGGUAGUAGCGCGUCGCCGAGGUCCGCGGCGGCGAUGAUAUUAUUGGCGUUGGCGUUGACGGGCCCGCGGUUCGCGCAGGGAGCCAGGAUUCUGGUCGUGGAGUCGAUCGCGGCCAAGAGCCAUUGGAACGUCAUGAGGGCCGUGAUCCGGGUGCUCACCGAACACGGCCACGAGGUCACGGCGUUCACCCCGUUCCCGGACGGCGACCGGCAGAACUACACCGAAGUGGACCUGUCCGGCGAGUUACCCGUAAAGAUUGCCAUGGACGUGUCGGACAUCCUAGACAUGUUCGUCGAUCUCUCGUCGCUACUGCCGUUCGCCGUGGACAUGAGCCGCUCGCUGUGCGACAUCAUUUACGACAACGACCGCAUGAAAGACGUGCUGUCCGCGCGGCCGGACGACCGUUUCGACCUCAUCAUCAUCGAGCCGCUGGCCUCGGACUGCGUGUCGUACGUCGCGUCCAAGUUGCGCGUGCCCCUCAUCUACGUGGUCCCGUCGCCGAUGAUCACUUACAUGGAACGCUCGUUCCUCGGCCACGUGCCCAACCCGGCCGUGGUGUCCAACUAUUUGGCCCGCCACGCUGUCCCCGGCACGUUCGUCCAGCGGUUCGGCAACGUCGUCCUGUUGGCGUACAGCGUGUUCACGGUCUGGUACGUCGAGUGGAAGCUGAAACGUUCCGCGCCGAAGUUCUACGACGCCGCCGCGCCCGUCCAACCGUCCGCCGUAUUCGUCAACAGCCAUUUCGUCUCCGAAGCUGCGAGGCCCAUGCCGCCGAAUGUGGUGCAGGUCGGCGGCUUGCAUCUGGAACAGCCCAAGGGCAUACCGAGCGAUGUGUUAAAAUUCAUCGAGGAAUCGCCCAAUGGAGUAAUUUACUUUACUUUUGGUUCAGUCGUCAAAAUGUCAACGAUGCCGGAUAACGUUCAAAAAGCUUUUAAAGAAGCGCUAGCUCAAGUUCCCCAAAGAAUUUUAUGGAAAUUCGAAGGUAUCAUGGAUGAUAUACCAAAAAAUGUGAUGAUUAAAAGUUGGUUCCCUCAACGUGAUAUACUUUUGCAUCCCAACAUAAAAUUAUUCAUCAGUCACGGAGGUAUAUCUGGAAUCUACGAAACUGUAGAUGCCGGCGUUCCAGUCCUCGGAUUUCCUUUAUUUUAUGAUCAGCAUAGAAAUAUUGCUAACUUAGUAGAUGCUGGAAUGGCGAUAUCGAUGGACUUAUUAUCUGUAACAAAAGACACAUUUUUAAAUUCUAUUUUAGAACUGAUCAAUAACGAAAAGUACAUGAAAAAUGCUAAAACUACUUCUUGGCGAUUCAAGGAUCGACCAAUGUCACCAGAAAAGUCAAUUGCUUACUGGACCGACUACAUUCACCGUCACAAUGGAGCGGAACAUUUGAAAUCAAAUGCUCUGAACCUGUCAUGGUACCAAUACUUUCUUUUGGACGUCAUUUUUGUGAUGUUGAUUUUAAUUUGUAUUAUUUUAUUUAUAAGUUACACUAUUUUAAAAUUAAUUUAUCAAUACAGUUUGAGAUGUUUACGACAUUUUAAAGAAAAAUCUGAAUAA